ACUUUCUAGCUUUGGAGGGGCCGGAGGGAGGCGGGGCAGAGACCCCCAAAGUGGGCUGAUCCUUGAGCUGUGUUGCAGGGCAGGCUCCCAGUUGGGUAUAUAGAGGUGGCAGAAGAAGGAAAAAAGAAAAGAGUGGGGACUCUUUUCUCCUCUCCCCGUUUCUUCUGCGUGGAAGUUUGGCAUCAUUUCACUGCAGGAUGAAUGAAAUGAAAGUAGCCGUUUUGGGCAGCGAAGGGACUGGAAAAUCCGCUCUUACUGUGCGAUUCCUAACCAAACGUUUCAUUGGAGAAUAUGCCUCUGACACUGAAUGCAUUUAUACAAAGCAUAUGUGUCUGGAUGGAAAACAAAUUAAUCUGGAAAUAUAUGAUCCAUGUUCGCAACCUCGGCAAGGGAAGCUGUCCCUUACAGAUGAGCUCCACUGGGCAGAUGGCUUUGUCAUUGUGUAUGACAUCAGUGAUCAAACCUCUUUUGCUUUUGCAAAAGCAUUGCUCUACAGAAUACGAGAGUGCCACAUGGGAGUUUGCAAAAAAGCUUCAGAAUCAACUAUUGUAUUGGUUGGAAACAAACAAGAUCUAUGCCAUAUGCGGGAAGUUGGAUGGGAUGAAGGACAAAAGUUGGCCCUGGAUUACAAAUGCCAAUUCUGUGAACUAUCUGCAGCAGAACAUUGUCAGGAAGUAACAGCCAUGUUCACAAGAAUUCUAAAGAAUGUCACUUCCAAUUCCAAAGGGAAAGAAAAGAGGCGGCCGAGUGGUUCAAAAUCAAUGGUUAAACUGAUCAACAACAUGUUUGGGAAGAGGAGGAAGUCUGUUUAGCAAAAUUCAGGUUGAGUCUGUGCAGAAAAAAGGAAUAAGAAAAAAAGGAGUCCUCCUAAUCCAUAUGGAGAUCUUACCAAUGUGUUUGCAGGCAGAUGUGGGACUUAGGGCCCUUCCAGAAAUAUCAAAAUCCCAAGAGAAAUUAAUAUAAAAUACAGGGCUUUGUCCUCACUCCAACCCGCAAACCCCGGCUUUCCCUCAAGGGUAUGGGGACUGAUGAGAUUUUGUACUAAUACCAUGUUUCAUCAGAUAGUGGUCACACUUUUCUGCUUUUUGCAUCACAAAAAUAGGUGCAACUAUUACCCAAAAGGGAAAAAAUAUUGCCUUUGCUUCUCUAGUUUCUAUUGCUUUUUAAAAAAAGGCCCCUCACUUUUAGAGAUCUAGACUUUAGCUUAAGGUCUGGAUCUUUCGAGGUGUUUUUUAAACCUGGAUUAAACCAAAUAAAUUCAGUUUACUCCAGGUUGAAACUGAUUAGCCUGAGGCAUCAUCUGGACACCUCAGGCUAAGCCAUUUUAAGUCCGAGUUUUAGGGCUAUGUAGUAGGGCCCUGACUCUCCCUCUAACAAGUAGUGAUGACAUCAGGCAAUAUUAAAGUUUUGUCAGUAUGCUGGUCUAUGACCAUAAUAAAGGUUUUGGAUUUUGAUAAAGAUUUUGAUUUGAAAGUUUUGUCAGUCAUUUUCACUCCAGAUCCAGAUGAUAAUUAUCAUUUGAUGCUCAAACAUGGCAGCUUUUAUCCAGCCAUUUCUUAUGAUAAAAUCCCAUUGAAAUUGGGUUAAAAUUAAUCCCAGCUGAUUCUAGUUGGAUCAAAAUCAGCAUGGGUGAACAAGGCUGAAAAGGACACUUUAUGAUGUGACUAAAUCAUAGUGACUCUAAACCUUUACACCUAAAUCUAAUUAUUAGUCUCAACUAGAACAGAGCCAUUGUAUCAUUUUUGCACAUUAACUUGAUUCAGUAGGGGUACUGUAGUAUGAUCUUGGAUUUAGGCCUUUGGAUUUAUUAGAGCUUUGAGUUUAAUUUGUUUUCUGCAUUUAAUUUUAUUUUACUCUAUGUAGAUUGUAAAAUACUUGAGGCAGAGAUUGUCUGUAAUGAGCUAUAAUGUCCAAUUCCAUUUCACUUUUCUUGUACUUUAUUAUCAAUAAUUUAUUUCCUUGUAAUGUAUUUUACUGUCUUUUACAAAGCUAUGUGAUUCUAUGGUCAAGGAGUUAUUGGCAAUCCAGGCCAAUACUAUAGACCUAAUGAGAUACUCAUAAGUAAAUUCAAAGAACAAAUGUAAUGGUUUCCUCUUUAAGAAGGAGUUGUUUAGCAUAUUCUGAGAAGCAAUAAAAAAUAAAUCCAGGCAUGACAUUGUUUUGAGUUUUCAGUGCUCCUCAGUAGCAUUGUAAGUUUUCAAAGAUAUAUACAGAUCUGAACUGUUGUAUACAAUCCACAGUCCAAAAUGUUGUAUAUUUCCAGAGAAAUAUAUUGCAGACAUUUGAAACUUUGCACUUUUCACCACUUGUCAAAAUAUGCAAAACUGCUCCAGUGAAACAAGUAUUGGAUGGACUAUGUUGUCUAUGUUUGUAGAAACAUGCAAUGUCUUUUUUAAACAUGGCUCAGCAAAGAAUAUUUUCCUGUUACACAAACAUGAAUUGUGAUCCAGAGUGUUCCAAAUAUACAUGAAAUGUUCCUUUUCAUUCAUUGGAAGUUAUAUAAAUAUGAAGCUUC
Molecule: messenger RNA, 2515 nt
Organism: Anolis carolinensis (green anole)
Lineage: Eukaryota; Metazoa; Chordata; Lepidosauria; Squamata; Anolidae
Gene: rergl
Product: RERG like
Exons: 5
Coding region: 198-812 (204 amino acids)
Molecular function (GO): GTPase activity; GTP binding
Source: RefSeq, a predicted model, not a curated record